AUGGAUCAAUUAACUCUCAAGAAACUAGUUAAUAAACUUAUUGAUGAAAAGCUUAAAUUAGUUUGUGAAGAAUGUCGUAAAAAAACAACUUAAAAAAAACUUGGCUAUCAUAAUUAUAACAUUUCUAUUCAACCGACACCUAUUAAUUUUGAUUUUAGUAUCGACAAUGAAAAUAAAGAAAACUGUCUUCUUUCUAAUAGAAAUACUAAUAAUGCUAAUAGAGUCAAAGCAUCUAAAAGUUAAGCUCUUGAUCUUGGACAAUAAAUAUUUAAUGCUGAUAUAAGGUAUAGAAAUCUCUCUCAUUUUAUAGUGUAAUUAGACCCAUAUCUUAAUUUUCAAGUCCUACAGUUAAAGCGUCUCGAAAAAAAUCUAUGCCUUUUCUCAAAAAAGAAACUUAAACUACUUAUGAAAAAGUACUUAAAUCAAAAAAAUGA
Molecule: messenger RNA, 434 nt
Organism: Paramecium sonneborni
Lineage: Eukaryota; Ciliophora; Oligohymenophorea; Peniculida; Parameciidae
Source: the annotation of a GenBank genome assembly